Corticium candelabrum is the source of this 2151-nucleotide messenger RNA. RefSeq lists its product as uncharacterized. Lineage: Eukaryota; Metazoa; Porifera; Homoscleromorpha; Homosclerophorida; Plakinidae. The record is from RefSeq and is a predicted model, not a curated record. The transcript has a single exon. The coding region runs from base 294 to 2042 and encodes 582 amino acids. Gene Ontology annotation, molecular function: nucleic acid binding.
CCGGACAAGCAGGUUUGCCAUAGCUACAGUGCGGGACAGCAUAAAUCCCCCCAAACUUAGCGCACGUUAGAAAAUUCGCCCUGCGUAUUUAUAGACAUUCUUACAUAUGCACGUGAUCGCCGUGAGAAGCCCUACAGAAUGACGUCGGUUUUGACCACGUGGUUUGCAAGAUAACGAAUUUAGAUUAGCGAGUGUUGAUUGGCUGUCUAACAGGUGUGGCUGCAUUAUGAUUGGUUGAUGGCACAUUAUUGCCAUGGAUACCGUAUUCUCUUAGUCCCCUCACUGCCAUCAUUAUGGACGCCACGCGUUGGAGUAAGAGGAAGAAACAAUUAGAAAGGGUUGAAGCUAUGAAUGAAAAAAGGCUGAAGCUUAGACCAUCUGAAGAGGAGGGGGCCCCUUCGGAACCAGCGUGUCAGGCAGAGGCAGGCGCUGAAACACUAGACGGGGACAGCGAUUCGGUGCAGUCUUUUAGCGAUGAUGAUGUUUGGAGUUGUCUGGAUGAAUGGGUAAGAGCUUUGGGAAUCGUAGAUCUAAAGAUGCUGUCGUUGUUGCUUUUCGAGUUUUACCGCAGGGAGACAUCGCAGACCGUCAAAAGGGCCGCAGAUGUUGUGUCGCAGAUAGUACACAAAAAUGAGGGCACCAUCAGAGAUUGGCAGAACAACUUUAGACGCAACUGCGGUGAGUUUCUAGAUGGCAGAGGUCACUAUCAGCGGAGCAGCAUCAUGCAUGACGAGGAAUAUCGACGGAAAGCAAGUAGGUGGGCUCGACAGCACGGCUGCACCAAGGGAAAGCCCAAUAUGACCGCCUCUGACUUCUGCUGCUACAUUAACACCGACCUUCUACCCAACACCUCCCAUAGUCCAGGUUUUUCGCCGAGAAUUAGUGUGAAAACAGCAUGCAGGUUUUUGUGUGACCUAGGUUUUCAGCGAGUGGAUUCGAGCAAGAAGGGCGUGUACAUUGACGGUCACGAAAGGCAAGAUGUGGUAGAAGAACGUACUAGAUAUUUAGACCGUGUGCAUGCAAUAGAAUCUAACCAUCUACCUCCUCCCAGUCCAUCUGAUGUUUUGCAGGAACACCAGUCCGGUCAUAUGAAGGACCAAUCAGCCACUAAAUGGUUAGUUACGAUCUUUCAUGAUGAAUCAACUUUUCAGUCUAACGAGGAUCAGCGUUACAUGUGGUGCCAGCCAGACCAGACUGCAAUCAAGCCAAAAUCAAGGGGUUCAGGUAGGAUGGUAAGCGACUUCAUCGACGAAUUUAGUGGUUAUCUAAGACUGAGUCCCUCAGAGGUGGAAGCAGCUAGAGUUAUUAAUCCAGAAAUCACUAAUGAGGCUAGGCAGAUUAUAGAAUACGGAGAGAACAGGGAUGGAUACUGGACGGGUGACAAGUUUAUGUCUCAAGUAAAACGUGCUGUGGCUAUUGCAGAGAUCAAAUAUCCUAGUCAGAGUUAUGCUUUGUUGUGGAUAUUUGAUCACAGUUGUAAUCAUACUGCGAAAUCACAUGAUGCACUAGUUGCUAGUCGCAUGAACGUGGGAUUAGGAGGAAAACAACCACCUAUGAGGGACACCAUGUAUCAGGGAAAAGAACAGAAACUUGUCACUGGAGAGGGAGUUCCGAAGGGUCUAAGGAUGGUCUUAACAGAGCGUGGCAUUAAUGUUAGUAAUAUGUGUAGAGAUCAGAUGGUGUCUGUCUUGUCUGAGCAUGAUGAUUUUGCAAAUGAAAAAUCUUCUGUAGAGUUAUACUUAGAAUCUAGAGGUCAUUAUUGUUUGUUCAUCCCUAAGUAUCAUUGUGAACUUAAUCCUAUAGAGAGAGUGUGGGGGCAUGCGAAAAAGUAUACUAGGGCAUAUUGUAAUUAUUCAAUUACUGGCUUACGUAAAACUAUGACACCUGCUCUAGAGACUGUUGAUGUUGAUUUAAUCAGGAAAUUUUUUAGAAAAGCUAGGGAUUAUGUUCGAGCAUACAGAGAAGGCAAGAGGACUGGAAAGGAAGUGGAGGAUGCUGUGAAGUUGUACAAGAGUCAUCGAAGGGUCAAGGAGAACAGAUAGCUAGCGUUUCUAUUGAACUUAAGUGUUUAGACAUGUUAGAAUAAUGUUUCAGUCGCGUCUUGUAUUAUGUAAACUAGAUCACGUGACCAAUUGUAUAUUUUUAUUAUCA